Molecule: messenger RNA, 429 nt
Organism: Ambispora gerdemannii
Lineage: Eukaryota; Fungi; Glomeromycota; Glomeromycetes; Archaeosporales; Ambisporaceae
Source: the annotation of a GenBank genome assembly
AUGGAUGCUAAUUCAGACAAUGCCAAUAUUGACCCACAAGAUAACACGUCAACUGGUUCAGCUACGUCUCGAGAACAAGGAUGUGGAAACGUUGUAGUUAAUAUAUUAGAUAAAAUUGAUAUUAUACCAGGACUGAAUAAAGAUAUGCGGAACGUCACGUUUGUGCUUAAAGAUGAAGAUCACACACUUGGAAACACUCUUCGUUAUGUGAUAAUGAAAAAUCCUCAUGUCGAUUAUUGUGGAUAUUCUAUUCCACACCCAUCAGAAGCAAAAUUAAAUCUUCGAGUACAAACAUCUGAGAAAACAGAUGCAGUGGAAGCUUUGAAAAAAGGUUUAGAGGAUUUAGCGGGAUUAUGUCUUUAUGUUGAAUCAGAAUUUAAAAAAAAAAUUCAGGAAAGUGGUUUCGACUAUGAUCCAGAUAGCCUGUAA